This is a messenger RNA of Microbotryum saponariae, 471 nucleotides long. NCBI's taxonomy places the organism in Eukaryota, Fungi, Basidiomycota, Microbotryomycetes, Microbotryales, Microbotryaceae. The record is from the annotation of a GenBank genome assembly.
AUGGAUUUCUGCAUCUGUCUGCAAAUCGGAUGCUCCAAUAGGUUGUCGCAGGAGGGCGACGGUCAGAGUCGCGUCUGUCCUCGGUGUCACAAUGCCGCCGUUGUACAGGUCAAGAGCACCAAUUGUCUCGAGGUAAGUCCUAAGCCAGCACAAAUAAUUUGAAUUCGAAGGACUUCAGUCGAAGGAGCCUUGCUGGGACUCGCGAGCGCCGUAUUUUGCGACACUAACCCCUCUCUUGACUUCAUGCCCGACCACCAGAUUUGCUGCGUCCCUCUCGUCCCUCUCGGCUCGGACCAUCUCUGGCACUGUUCGAUCUGUCAAUGGCAAAUCGACCAAUCCGCUCCACCGCCUCCUUUGCCUCAGCAAGGUUGGGCCCCAUCACAACAACAGCAAGGGUACGCACCGCAGGGGCAGAUGCAGUUCCAACGACCCGGGUAUGAACAACAACAACAACAGCACUACCCCAAAUAA